This is a messenger RNA of Musca domestica (house fly), 2666 nucleotides long. RefSeq lists its product as uncharacterized. The record is from RefSeq and is a predicted model, not a curated record. Bases 739 to 2565 code for a protein of 608 amino acids. The transcript has 2 exons. Lineage: Eukaryota; Metazoa; Arthropoda; Insecta; Diptera; Muscidae.
AACAUCAAACUUGGUAGGACUUGGCAUUUGCUACAAAAAAACGGAACAAGUUCUCAUUCGUAAAAUUUGCGAAUGAAAGUGAAACAACCGAAUAUCGGGGGGGUACCGUUAUAUGGGGGCUAUACGAAGACGUGGACCUGCAUAGACAACUUUCUGUAAUAGGCUGUAGUAUCCCUUAGGGACUUCAAAUAUCAAAUUUGAAUUUCAGUGAAUAAUGUCGCUAAAAUCAUCAAAAUACCGAAUAUCAGGAGGUACCGUUAUAUGGGGGCUAUAUGAAAACGUGGACCUACAUGACCCAUUUACGAACUUAUCCUGUCUACUGGAAAAAUAAACAUGUCUGCAAAGUUUUAGCCUUCCAUCUUGAUUCGUUCGAAAGAUAGCGUGAUUACAACAGAUAGACGGACAGACAGACAGUCGGACAUCGCUAAAUCGACAUAGAAUUUUACGCUGAUCAAAAUAUAUAUACUUUUUUGGGUCUGACAUGAGUAUUUCGAGGAGCUACAAACGGAAUGACUAAAUGAAUAUACCCUCCAUAGUAUGGUGGAGGGUAUAAAAAUACUACAAACAGCCAUUAAAUGAAGCCACUCUAAUAAUGAGUUUCAUAAUUUUUGUCAAUAUACAAAUAGAACAAACAUUCGGUUCACUUCAAACGUCUUUAUUUUCGCCGAAAUUGCAUAAUUUUUGGUCAACUACAUUUCUUGAGCGUCAUUUAAUAUCCCUGGGACUGAGUGCGCUGAAAUGGCAACGGUUAAAUUUCGCCAAUUAAUUGACAUGGCAAUUGGAUCGCCAGAACCGGGACAUGUGAAUUUCUAUGCUCUACAUUGCCUUCUGAAUUGCAUUGCGGAAAAGCUGAAUAUUCUCGAUGACCCCAUUGAAUAUUCAAAAUAUGAAUCUUUGAUUAUGUGCUCUGCAUCUGCCAAAGUAUUCAAUCAAGAUAUAAAGAAUUGUUUUAAUUGUGGCGUAAGAACAGAAGGAGGAUCCGACCGAGAGAGUCAAAACAAUGAAGAAUUAAAAGGAUCGGCAACGGAAGUCACUCCUGGGCCCAUUACGACGCCUGUUGAAAACGAGAAACCACAGGAAGUCGCUCCCGGGCCCAUUGCAACGACUGUUGAAAACGAGGAACCACAACUUCAUGAAAUUGUUGCCGAGGUUGUUGCCAUUUCUCCUCUUCCAGAAGAAAUUGAAGAAGUUGUCCGUAAUUCUGGGACAACAAAGAAAAAUAACAAUCCUACACCAUCUGUUAUAUCUGAUGAAAAUAUGAAAGGACCCUCCUCUGAAAGAAAACAAUCCAAUGAUUAUUCUUCUAAUUAUCGCACAUCCAAGAUAGAGGGACUUGAAAGUAAAGUUGCGGAAUUCGAGGAUCUAUUCGUUGGUGUGACAAUCAUGAAGGACCAAUUGAUGUUGGCUAUCGAACAACUACUUCUUUUGACAUUUCUAACCCUUAGCAAAAAACCAGAUGAACAUAGAAUACAUCAACUUUUAGACAUAACGAAGGCACUUCGCGUCGCACGCACCGAGAAUAUCAACAUCAAAAGUUCUCAUCGUUUUGACAUACCCGAAAUACAUUCGUUAGAAUGGCAUUUGUCCGAUUUAGAACUGGGGGAAGGUGUAACAGAGCAGGAUAUUUUGGAGGCACAGUCAUCGUGCACAAGAGCCACUGAACCAAACACUGGAGAGAAACAAUUCAGUCAACACGAUCUAGACGGAUGUCUUUGUUACUCGCCCGGAAAAAUGCUUGACCAGUUAUUGGAACUAAAGGGCGAUUUCUGCACACUCACUAAUAAAGUAAACGAGAUCACGGCAAGGCUGGUCAAGCAGGAACGCCAACAAGCCAUGAUACUUAUUGAAGAGCUCCAGGAGCAAAUGCGCGAUGUCAGAUUCAAUGUAAACAAUUUAACGGAACGACUCGAACGAUCAGACAUCCGUUUGACGAACAACACUCUAAACCUGGAGAACGUCAAGAGGAGUAUUGACUCACUCGUCAGCGAAAAAGUGAGCAAGGCCGAGGUAGAUAUAAUGUUUGCCGAUAAGGUUGACUACGACCAACUGCAGAGAAAAGUAUCACUUGAUCAACUGCUUGAAGUGCAGUGCCGCAUAGAUAAACGUUUCUGCGAAGCUUUCAAACAGAUCAAGGACGCGGACAAAAGACUCGAAGAGACUGCUGAAACUUUGCGCCAAACUCUGGGAUUUGCAUCCAUUGACCGUAUACUGCAAGAAUUCAAGCAGAAAGUCGAAUUAGAAAUUCAAUCAAUACGCGUCUUGUUGCAAAAGUAUGUGGAUGCAACGAACGACGAUUGUGCUGCAGCGGGAGCUCGUAUCAAAGUCCUACAGGACCUGGCUUGUUUGUCGUGCGAUACCACUUGUGUUAUGCGCACCAUGGAGAAAACUAAUGUGGCCAAACUACCCAGUGCACAUGUCUCUCAAAGUUUAAGUCCUCUUAUCACAUACGAGUUGGGCGCCAUUCGCAAAAACGGAGGUCUUCCGCAGACACGACAUGCCGGCGGUGUUCAUACAACCAGUACAGCACGGGAACGGGUCGACAAGGUUUUGCUCAGUGGAAAAUAACACCAACUAUGGUUUAACAUUUAAAUUAUGUCCAUUUCAUUUUAUUUGUUUAUCGGUAUUUACUGUUGAAAAAUAAAUAAUUCGACACGGCAUUUGAAAAU